CAGCUGUCUGCACGUGAUGCUGUAAGUUACAAUACGGUUUACGUUCUGCAAAUUGGCCGGGCCUGUCGCCCUGUCGCCCUGGUUGCCAGUCCGCCUUCAGUCCAGCCCUUGCUUUCAAGUCUUUCCAUCUCCAAUUCUCUUGGAAGGAGAACGGCCACCGUUUCAUCACUUCCAUCCUCACCUUCUCGCCCUUUCAUCUCCAUCCAUACUGUCGCUUGAUUCCCCUCCUCGGAUGGACUAACACGGGACCACGGUCGCCCUCUACUGUCCUUUCAAGGUCCCCCUCGGUGCAGUCUCUCCUCGACUCCUCGCCGACCGCCCCCGUCUUUCUCUCGAAAUCUUCGCGAUCUCCGAGAACACGCUCCGCGUUCGCUCCGCGACCACCCACCCCUCCCUCUUCUCCCCCGCCCACCACCACCACCGCCACCACCACCAUCGUGGCCCCAAUCCCCAAAGUGCUUACUUCCAGUGGCCGACCGGGCGGGCCAUGGGGGAUGCCUCCUCUGUCGGCUUAUACUCCGUUUGAGUCUUUACUCUUCUUUCAAUCUCUUGCGACCUCCGAUGUGCGCCCGGCCAGUUUUGCGACCAUCUCGACACGACUGAGCAAUAAUCCACUCGUACGACAGAAUGUAGCCUUUAGCGCCGAUCGCCUCAGCCCUGAGGCUUUAGAGGAUCUUUAUGCGACGCUAUUACGCGACGGCUUCGAUCGCGACAGCGUAUCCCUUGGCGCAAAUGGACGACCUACGGAGAGCUCUAGCUCCAACCCGAAGAAACGCAAGAUUUCUAGCCCGCGCCCGGAUGGGCUAGCUGACCGGCUGUCCCAUGCAGUUCUGGUUCCGGAACUCGUCGCUCACCUCUACGCGCGGUAUAAGGAGCUUGUGACGAAGGAGAUUAGGGACGACGAGAAGCAAUACACGGACAUCACGAUCGAAAUUGAGCGUCUUCAGAGGGAGGAUACCACAACGGCGCCACCGACUGCGAAGGGGGCCGGCGUGCCCCCAGCUACAAAGUUAGAGCGUCGCGAAUCCAUCGAUAUUGACGUCAAGCAAGAAACCCCCCGGCAGGAACGUCCCGACAAAACAGCUCCUCUCGCAAAACAAGCUCAAACGGUUCAGCCUGUCCCGCAGGGAGUCCGGCCAGAACCAGGUCAGCCUCAAGAAAUCCCCCGUCCGCCAGUGCCAGUUGGAUUGCCUGGACCUCAACCACAUCAGCCUCAAGCCCAACCCUCCCCGGUGAAGGCUGGCCAGCCACUACAACCACAGACGGUCACUCGCCAAGAUGUACCACAUCCCCCACCUCAGCCAGCACUUGCACCGCGAGCCCAACAGCCAGGCCCUUCAACGCCCGCAGCAGCACGAGUGGCACCACCGCAUCCCUCACAAGUUGCACCGAGACCUAAUGUCCCGGUGGCUACACCCAUAGCCCCAGGCAAAGCUAAUAUCCCUGUAUCCGCCUCUCAACAGCCCACUCCGACACAGUCAAGCUUCCAGCAAUGGCAGCUUGAAGCACCCCCGCACUCGCCUUAUUCCACAACCUCUCCCGCCACCGCUAUCCCCCACCCUAGUACGACGCCCGCCAAACCGCCAGUUCCCUCCUCACAGGCUCCGUCAAGGACCCACUCAAAGGCUUCCAUUUCCUCAGCCGUUCCGAACACCCCAAGUGCACAAAGUCCAGCAGUUCAAACCCCGGUGCCCGUAGGGUACCCGCGCAUCUCACAGACACCGAAUGUCGUGAUUCCUGCGUACUCCGAGUCUCGUGGAUCGCGCCCGCGAUUAUCUAUUGAUACCCCGGGAUCGUCUACGCCAUGGAAGAGAACCCCGCGUCUGAGCAUCCCGGAAUCACCUGCAUCACCUGCACGGCCCCGGCCGGAGGACGUAAGCCCGAUCAGUGAAAGGGCACCUUCACCCGAUGCUAUGGAUAUUUCACCGCCUCGAGAGAAGAAAACCACUCGUCGCAGCCAGGCAACCACGGUAGAAAGUAAGGGCACGCCGAAUAUCAAGGUUGAGAAAGGCAUUACUACCAGGAGGAAGCGCGCUAUCAGUUCUGCUUCCACCCAGAGCCAAGGACGCUCAAUCGCUUCGAGAGAGGAAUCGCCCGAUCCUUCUAGGUCUGCCACACGCCGAAAGGGACCCGCCGCAGUUCUGGAUGAUCAGACUCCCAAGGCACGAUCAAAACGCAAGCGUGGUCUCAGCGAGUCCUUCGAUCAUGAAACCAUUGUUACGGAACAACCCAAGAUCGAUACUACUAAAUACGUUCUUUGUGCACGAGGUUUCCAUAGGACAGCCGCUCCUAUAAUGAACGACGUCACGACCCACAAGCUUGCCUCGAUCUUUGCCAAGCCAUUGGGUGAACGUGAUGCACCGGGCUAUCACGAUCUCAUCUACCGUCCCCAGGAUCUCAAGUCCAUCAAGUCGGCAGUUCAUCAAGGCAGCAAAGCCGUUGCUGCUGCAACCGAGGCCGUCAGCACACCAGCGGGCGACGGUGAAUCUCCAGUGCCAGGCGCAGGUACACCAUCUAAGAACAAUAUGCUCAUGUUGCAAAAGACCGAAGACCUCAUACCUCCAAAGGGUAUCGUGAAUUCUGCACAGCUGGAGAAGGAGCUUAUUCGCAUGUUUGCCAAUGCAAUCAUGUUCAACCCCGUCCCGGCGCGAGGAUUUGGUCCAGCCUUCCCGAUGAUGAACGAGCGUGGUUCCCGCGAGAGUACACAGUCGGGUGACGGGGACGAGGGUGGGAUCAUCCAAGAUUCGAUUGAGAUGUUUGAGGAUGUCGAACAGGCCGUGACUCAUUGGCGUCAAGCGGAACGUACUGCUGAGCGUAAUGCCGAUGAUUUAGCCAAUAAGAACGUGCUUGCUUUGCGGCGUGGCAGCGUCAGUGAUCUCAAUACUGACAGCGCGGACGACGUCAAAGGCCUUCAGCGGCCUAGCAGUGGAUUUCAGACGAUUCUCCUACUAGCUUUUGACAAUUUCUCUGCUUGGUGUAAUGUCAUCUCACCAAAAGCAGAGUCCACCACGAUUUUCUAUGGAAAUAAGAUACACAUCACUCAGCCUUAACCAAAUACCGCGCCGCAUACUCAACCCCAGCCUCAUACCCAUAAACCCCCAAUCCAACAAUACAAGCCACAGCCUUAUCCGACAAAUGACUGACAUGUCUAAACGCCUCCCUCGUAUGCACAUUCGUAAUAUGGAUCUCAAUAAACGGAAUCGACACCCCGAUCAACGCAUCGCGAAUCGCAACGCUAGUAUGCGUCAACGCUCCCGCAUUUAUCAGGACGGCAUCGAAUUUGCCUCGCGCGGCAUGUAUACGAUCUAUGAUCGCGCCCUCAUGGUUUGAUUGAAAUGCUUCCAGGUGGAUUCCCUUGGAAGAGGCGAGGGAUUUGGUCGUUGUUUCGACGUCGGUUAGGGUUGUUGUGCCGUAAAGAUGGGGUUCGCGGGUCCCCAGGAGGUUUAGGUUGGGACCGUUGAUGAGGAGGAUUCCUGGCAUUUUGAAGGUGGAGAGUGG
Molecule: messenger RNA, 3498 nt
Organism: Penicillium brasilianum
Lineage: Eukaryota; Fungi; Ascomycota; Eurotiomycetes; Eurotiales; Aspergillaceae
Source: the annotation of a GenBank genome assembly